CCUUCAUCCUCUUUCCUUUUCAUACUUUCUGGUCCUCUUCUUUUCCCAUUUACUUCCCAUCCUCUUCUUUUCUUCUUCAAGACCAAAUCAUGCACUUAAAAUCUCUCCUUACUGCCUUGCUCCUUGUCACCUCGGCCACAACCUUGGCCUCCCCUGUCACUCUAGCUGAUUUGCCAGCUAGCCAACAAGAUUCCGCUGGUCUCCGUUCACCAAAGCAGCCUAAUACGCCGCCGGAAUCGCUUCCCUCUGAUCCUUAUGCGCGAUAUAAUUAUAGAAAGGUCGUUUCAUCUCAAGAACUCCGUCCACAAAAAGGUCGACGUACUAUCAUUGUCGGGGAUAUCCAUGGAGGCCUUGUUGGCUUCAAUGGCUUUUUAAAAGAUAUUAAAUUCAAGAGGGGCAAGGAUAGAUUAAUCCUUGUAGGAGACAUAGUGAGCAAGGGCCCAUAUUCGUUAGAGGUGAUCAACAAGGCCCGUGCAUUAAAAGCAAAGUGUGUCCGUGGUAAUCACGAUGACAAGGUCAUCCGAUGGAGAGGCUAUCUCGACAGCCUCAGUCCUUCAGAAAAAAAGCUAUUGGAAGAGGAAUCCAAAAGUAAAUCUGAAGGAGAUAUACCAAAUCUUCCAAAUUACCCCUCAGAUUUGAUUCUGAACUCCGAGCAUCACAAACUUGCGAUGACAAUGAACAAAAAACAGUAUGAAUAUCUGUUGUCUUGCCCAUUGAUCCUGUCGUUGCCUCCAGAAUUGUCGUUGAAUAAGAUUCCUAUCCAUGUAGUUCACGCGGGGAUUGAUCCUCGCCAUAGCCUAGACAAGCAAGAACCCUGGGUUCUGGUGAAUAUCCGUAACAUCCGUGAAGACGGGACACCAUUACGCAAGGCCAAGAAGGGCCGUGCUUGGGUGGAUCAGUAUAAUGAUGAGCAAAACUCCCGAGACACUGAUGGCAAACCGGACAGUUUAAUUGUCUAUGGACAUAACGCCAGUCGAAACUUAAAUGUGAAGCCAUGGACUGUUGGAAUUGACACAGGCUGUGUCUAUGGAAGGGCUCUGACGGGUUACGUAGUCGAGACAAACCGAAUUUUGAGCGUUCCAUGCCCUGUUCAGGUGGAUGAAAAUGAAUCAGACUGAGAGAUAUAGGUCUCCUUCUUUCUUUCUUUCUUUCUUUCUUCCGCUAUUACACUAUCUUGCCUUUGUUCUUAUUCGAUCAUCAUCUGCUGUAAGCCGAUAGUUUGUAGAAAUAAUCAAAUUAACAAUAAUAAAAAAAACCUCCGUACAG
This is a messenger RNA of Lobosporangium transversale, 1266 nucleotides long. Its product is annotated as Metallo-dependent phosphatase-like protein. Lineage: Eukaryota; Fungi; Mortierellomycota; Mortierellomycetes; Mortierellales; Mortierellaceae. The transcript has a single exon. Gene Ontology annotation, molecular function: endopolyphosphatase activity; phosphatase activity. Gene Ontology annotation, cellular component: cytoplasm. The record is from RefSeq and is a predicted model, not a curated record. The coding region runs from base 90 to 1118 and encodes 342 amino acids. Gene Ontology annotation, biological process: polyphosphate catabolic process.